Molecule: messenger RNA, 5359 nt
Organism: Salmo salar (Atlantic salmon)
Lineage: Eukaryota; Metazoa; Chordata; Actinopteri; Salmoniformes; Salmonidae
Product: rho GTPase-activating protein 29
Biological process (GO): activation of GTPase activity; signal transduction
Cellular component (GO): cytoplasm
Molecular function (GO): GTPase activator activity
Source: RefSeq, a predicted model, not a curated record
AGGAGGAGGAGGAUAUUGGUGCCCGGAGAGUGAGUGGAGAGGCGGAGAGGUGGACGUCCGAACAAAAUCACAAUUUAGGGAAGUUUUAGUAGCGGCUCAGACAGAGAGGCUUUAGGAACGAAACAUUGAUUCUGUUGUGCAUUUGAAGAGUAAUCUAGGACAGCGGGGACUUUCCAAGGUGCCAUGUUUCAGGACCGUACAGCAGUUGAGUGGACGAGGCUGCUCUAACAAUUUGAUGGAACAGUUCUGACUGACGGCGACUCUUAGAUUGACUGAACCGUCGCUCGAGGAUCAUCCAUCCGUGCUCUGAAGCAGCGUGGAAUCUAAGUAGGAGAGCCAGGCAGACUACAGGUACACGGCCAGGGGGCUACUUGGACUGGAGGGCAUGCUGGCUGCGGUUGGGAUGUUGAGGCAGAGCAGUGGUGGAGGAAGUGGUGGAGGCAGUGGAGGGAACAAACGAUCGCUGGGCAUCUCACGCAUCUCCAACUUCCACUUCUUCCCCUUGUCCACUGGCAUGGGCACUAGUAUGGGCACUACGGCGACUUUUGGGACAGGGGGCAGACGAGCUAAGAGCAGCUCCCUGAGCUCCAUCAGCUCUGGAUCGGACAGCCUGGAUGCCCCUGCUCCCCCUGCCGGGACCACCAACCCAGACUACAUCAUGCAGCUGGUCAACGACGUGCGCAAGUUUGCUGACGUCCUCCUUCAUUUCAAGGAAUCUUUUCACUCCAAAGAUCACCAGGACUGUCUUCACCAGGUGGUCCAUGAGCGUCUGGGGGAGCUUCUGCGUGUGCUGAAGGCCGUCAUCAACAAACACCAGACCCUCAACUCUGUCGACAUCCUCAGUGCUGCAGGCACCGUCAUCGCACAGGUCAAAGGUGUUAACUUCAAAGAAGUGAACGAAGAGAACAAGCAGAAGCUUUUCGGAGAGAUAUACACUUCUAUCGACACACUGGCAUUCACCUUUGGAAAUAUAGUGUCUGACUUCCUUAUGGGAGAUAUAGACAAUGGAUCACCGUUGGUGCUGAACCCCCUGACUCCGAGAAGCAGGUCGUUCGAGAACCUUUCUGGGGAGUCUGGAGGCUCCGAUCUAGAGAAAGAUGUUCCGCCAGGUCCGUCGCUGCCGGCGAGGUUGGAGGAGGUGGACGGUGUGGACGUGGCGCUGCAGCGGAGUGAAGGCGGGGUGGAGUCGGCUCUGCUCUACACCAAGGCCUGGUCCAUGUACACCAAGGAGUUACUGGCCUGGGUGGAUAAACGAAUCAGUAUGGAUAUCGAGUGUGCGAGGAGCUACGCCAAAAUGGCAGAAUCAGCGAAGACAAUCGCAAGUCAUCAGGAGUUCAUGCCAUUCCGGGACAUCUACAUGUCUGCGUUCAAGAACGAUAUUGAGUACAGCCAGCUCCUACUGCACACAGCAGCUGCCCUUCAAACCAACAAAUUCAUGCAGCCUCUCCUCGCGCGGAAGACCGAGCUGGACAAACUGAGGAAGGAGGUCAAGGAGCAGUGGCAGAGAGAACAGAAGAAAAUGUAUGAAACGGAUAGUGCCCUGAGGAAGGCCCAUGUUCUGCAGGCCCAGAGACAGGAGGAGUAUGAGAAGGCCCGAGUGUCCACCAGUCGAGUAGAGGAGGAGCAGCUGGGAUCAGCCAAGCUGGAGAAGAGACGCAGGCUGGAGGAGGAGGCUCUGCAGAAGGCGGAUGAGGCCAGAGACCACUGCAAGGCCUGUCUGACAGACGUAGGGGUGAAGAGAGUGGACCUGGCCAACACAAAGAGUGAGAUCCUCACCCAGUUACGAAAGCUGGUCUUCCAGUGUGACCUCACUCUGAAAGCGAUGACUGUGAACUGGUUCCAACUGCAGCAGGCCCAGGUUGUGUCUCUGCCUGUCAAUCACCAGUCUCUGUGUGAGAGCUCCAAGCUGUACGAACCGGGCCAACAAUACAUCGACUUCGUCAGGAGUCUUCCUGCCCAUUUGGACAGACCCAGGGUGCAGUCCUACUCCUUCGAUGUUACCGUCUCGCACUGUAACAAUGCAGGGUUUCCUCUCGCCAAGCGGUCGUUGAGCAGCACCCACUGCAGUACCCACAGUUCCCACGGUAACCUGUCUCAGAUGUCCGCCACCUCUGGAGACUUCCUGGGGACCGACAAGGUGGACAGCCCGUUCCACACGCGGCCCGCCAACAGCAGCACCGACAUCCAAGCUCUGAGGUUCCAGGGCCCGUUCCGAGCCUGGGGAACGGGUAGUCAGGGCAGGGAGAUGUGCAGUGACUCAGAGAGCACCGGAGGCAGCAGUGAGUCCCGAUCCAUGGACUCCCCCACCGCCAGCCCAGGUGACUUCAACAGGAGAUUACGCAGAAGCCCGUCCACGGGGACCAUGUCGUCAGCUGAUGACCUGGAUGAGAGAGAGCCACCCUCGUUGUCAGACAACGGUCUGGAUGAGAUGGUGACAGAGACGGCCAGUUCCCCAGGUCCGUUCCAUGACAUCCAGAUGUCCAAGGCAGCCCAGACACACAAGCUGAGGAAGCUGAGGGCCCUGUCCAAGUGCAGAGAGUGUGAUAGUCUGGUGGUCUUCUAUGGAGCUGAGUGUGAGGAGUGCUUCCUGGCCUGCCAUAAGAAAUGUCUGGAGACUCUGGCCAUCCAGUGUGGUCAUAGGAAGCUACACGGUAGACUGCACCUCUUUGGUGUUGACUUCACCCAGGCAGUUAGGAACAACCCAGAUGGAAUCCCUUUCAUAAUCAGGAAGUGUACCUCUGAGAUCGAGAAUAGAGCGCUGGACAUGAAGGGGAUCUACCGUGUGAACGGGGCCAAGUCCCGUGUGGAGAAGCUCUGUCAGGUAUUUGAGAAUGGCAAGGACCUCGUGGAGCUAUCUGACCUUUACCCCCAUGACAUCAGCAACGUGCUCAAACUCUACCUGAGACAGCUUCCUGAGCCUCUCAUCCUGUUCCGUUUCUACAAUGACUUCAUCGGCCUGGCCAAGGAGAGCCGGAACAUCAUCGUGGAUGAGUUGGAAGCAUCCAGGGUCAGCCCCGCCUCCAUGACCCCGCCGCAGGUCAGUGUGGAGCUCAACCGGGUCCUGUUCAAGAUCAAAGACCUUCUGAGACAGCUGCCACCGGCCCACUACAAGACCCUGCACUUCCUCAUCCAACACCUGCACAGGGUGACCGAGCAAGCGGAGGAGAACAAGAUGACAGCCAGUAACCUUGGCAUUAUCUUCGGCCCCACGCUCAUCAAACCCAGACAGACGGACGCCGAGGUGUCCCUGUCCUCCCUGGUGGACUACCCCUACCAGGCCCUCAUCGUGGAGCUCCUCAUCAGACACUAUCAGAUGAUCUUCGAUGCCCCCGUCAGUCCCCUGCCACGGCCCCAGGGCCCCCCAGGCCCCUCUGAGGAGAGCUUCUCCCUAGAGGAUCAGGACCCAUACCCCUGCUUCACCACUCAGGAGAAGCAGCUCAGCAGACAGCCUCUUGUAGACAUCAAGGAGCAGAGCUGUAAAGUCUUUAAGUGUCAUUCCUCUAUAGUCUCGUCCACCCAUGCAAUGAAGGGGGUCAGAGAUGGGCACCCCACGUCUGAUAGGAGGGACUCUACCCCUGUAAUUGACGAGGUCCCUGAGGUCCAGAGAGCAGGAGGAGAGAGGGGGGAAAGGAGGUUGACCCAGGCCCUCCACACCACCUCCCAGGUCCAUCUCCGCCUCCCCCGCUCCAAGCUGGUCUCCCGGCCUGUCAGCAUGCCCGCUGAACACCUCCUGAACCCGGCCCAAGGCGUGGACGAGAGGAACGCCAGGAACACCGCUGAUCAAGACAACGGGAACGGUACCGGGAGCGUUACGCGGGACCAGUCGAUCGAGGAGGUGUCGCAAGAUGAGAAGCCAAAGUCGAGGGUGACCAGCCACUACCGGAACAUGGACACAGGGACUCUACGCAGGACCUGGGACAGGCAGUACAAACCUUAUGACAUCACCCCCAGGACAGCUAAGAUCAACCUGCCUACAGCAGACAAGGAGGAAGACUCGACCAGAAGCCUUUCCACAUCUGUUCCAUCCUCUUCCUUCGGGACGGGUGGCUGCACCGUCGCAGUGUGGCCGGGCAGGACUCUGAGAAGGGAGGAGAACGUCUGGGAGUAUAGCCAAGUGCCCACUGUAUUCAGACCCCCCCGCACUCUACAGCCACCCCCUGGAACCUUCUACAAACCCCCCACGGGGAGCAUGGCCAAUGCGCUAGGUGACGCGGGGCUAAAGAAGCACGCCACAGUAGCUAACAGCACUGAGGAGGAGGAAGAUGAUGAGGAAGAUGAGAUGGGUCUGGAGGUCUCUGUGGAUGAGGACACUGUGGAUGAGUACAGUGAGGCUCCGCAGCAGGCUGCAGGCCCCUCUCUGUCCCUGUCCCUGCCCCAGUCCCCCGGCUCCAGUCCUGAAGACCUCAGUCAGGAGGGCAAGCCUGUGUACCAGAGACUACGGCCCAGACGCUUGCAGGAGUUGGAGCACCGCGAGGCCCAUUAUGUGUGACCGUCUUUAUCUCCAUCACUCACUGGACGUCGUUACAAAUCAUCAAGUCAUCUUUCUUCUAUGACUUGAAUUUAAAUGUUCUUAUCUGUAUAAUAGGUGCCAUAUUGUAUAAGAAAACAACAGUAAAUAAUUUCAUGAACUGUGAAAUAAAAUCCUCAUGGAAGUGUAAUAUAUUCCUUGUUGUCUGUUUUGGAGCCCCUUGUUGUCUGUCUGUUUUGGAGCCCCUUGUUGUCUGUUUGUUUUGGAGCCCCUUGUUGUCUGUCUGUUUUGGAGCCCCUUGUUGUCUGUCUGUUUUGGAGCCCCUUGUUGUCUGUCUGUUUUGGAGCCCCUUGUUGUCUGUCUGUUUUGGAGCCCCUUGUUGUCUGUCUGUUUUGGAGCCCCUUGUUGUCUGUCUGUUUUGGAGCCCCUUGUUGUCUGUCUGUUUUGGAGCCCCUUGUUGUCUGUCUGUUUUGGAGCCCCUUGUUGUCUGUCUGUUUUAGUGCUCCUUGUUGUCUGUCUGUUUUAGUGCUCCUUGUUAUCUGUUGGAAGGAACUAUUGUACUGCAGGUCUUCAAAAUGAAGACAGGAUGCACUUAGUUAACUACACAACAAUGUGUGUUUGUAAGUUACUGUUGUAGGUUUCUCUGCAAAAUGUCUGUAUAAAGAAAGCCACAGAAUCAAAACAUGCUUCUUGUACCAAUCACUACAACUGUUUUAUGUACAACAUUUGUUUCUAUCUUUUAAACUGAGCAAUUACUUUUACUCAAAAGACAGGUGGGUUGUUCCAGAAAAAGAGUGCCUUUUAUGUCCCUUUGAUAUUGUAUGUAGAAAUUGUGCACCAAUAUGGAAUUGUAAAAGCCUGUUAUAUUAAAUGAAGUGUUGUUUUAAUAUA